GGACCAGCACAAGGCAUUGGAGAGGCCGGAGGAGACACCAUUGAGGCACAAGAAGCGUGGUGUCACCAAAGUGCUGGAUGCAGGGGAGGAUGAGGGCAAGAUGGAUAGCCCUGAGCAUGUAACCUCAGGAAAGCGACAGCGGAAGAGGAGUAAGUACCUGUUGCCACCAUACACCAGCUUGGUUGUGGUUGACAAGAUUGCCCUCAAACCGGUUGAUCUGCCAAGGGCAUUGGUGACCGAAGCUGCUGAAGAUGGCAGCGAUAUGUCGCCAUUGCCAGACAGCAUUGUUGUGGAAGAUGUCUUGCUGCUGGUGCGAAGAUUAGGGGAGGUUCCCAGGCAUAAGGACGACUUUCCAAAGGACGCUGAGGGAUUUCUCUGUUUGUUUAGAAGCACAACAUUUGUUCACGGUGCUGACUAUGAGUCUUGUAAGGCAUAUGAAUGUCCACUCGUGCGUGGCUCUGGAAAAGUUGGCAUGGAAAUUGUUGUCGCUCUAGCCUCUGAUUCACAUGCUUUUCUGAAUCAAGGCAGUUGUGUGUUGAAGAGGACCAGGAAAAAAGAUGAAGCUGUGAGUGGUAGCCCUUCCAUCAAGAAGAAGCGGGAGAAGACCUCUCUUGCCAGCGCUGAUAUACCAAUCGCUCCUGCUAUUCCUAUUAGGCAGUUGAAAGCAGAAGAUAUGAGAACCCUCAUGAAGGCUGAAAGUGGUCUAAGGGGUAUAGGAUUAGGAGUUAAGAAUAAUAAGGGCAAACCUUCACCUUUGAAAGUUCCUAUUUCAGCUGCGGAUCCUGGAGCAGUGGAAUUAGGACACGAACAUGCCCAAGCAAAUGUUCUGGCUGUGUGCAAUACGUUCCCUGAACAGCCCGCAAAAGAAAACGAUGCUACUAACUUGGAAGCAACAAGGUCAGAAAUGAAUAUGCAAAAUGGUACUGUAGAUGUGCCUAUCAGAAGUGUUCAGACAGAAGCAAUGAAAUUGCAAGCUAAUAAUCCCAUAGAUGUGAAUGCACAAAGCGUUGCUGUAGAUGUCCCUGUAGGAAGUGUUUCUAAGGAAGCAACAGAGCCAGAAACUAGUGUACACAAGGACAAGAAUGUGCAAAGCGAUGUUUCAGGUGUAUCUGACAGAAUUGUUUCUAAGGAACCAACAGAGUCGGAAACUGACGAUCACAUAAACGAGAAUGUGCAGAGUGUCGCUGCAGAUAUGUCUUCCAGAAGUGUUUCAAAGGAAGCAGCAAUGACCGAUGCUGAUAUUGGCAUACAUGAAAAUACGCAAAGUGCUGCAGAUUUGCCUGACAGCAGUGGGCCGUCUCCUAUGCAUGAAGACAUGUCUCAGCCUGUGGAUGGACAUAAGGAGCCUGGGAGUGUAGAAGUCUGCAUAGUCCAGCAAUCUUACGCUUCUCUGGAAGCUAUGGUGCCAGAAAUGCUUAAGAAAGCUAACGCUAAUGGCGCAGGCACAAUCGGUGUGAAUUAUACACUCAAAGACGAGUUUCAAAAGGAUGGACAACCUGUCGAGAAAGUGAAGCUACCAGCAGAAGUGGCGAACCAUUCCUGUGGUGGAGGUACCAAUGGCACUUGGCUGGACCCUGCUAACCUUACACCUAAGAAAAGGAAGAAAGUCGCGCAGCACUUCAGCAAUCCAGCAGCCGUCAUAGUGGAAUUCGCACCCGGUGCCACUGUUCCGUCCAGACAGGAGCUGCUCUCCACAUUCGGCAAGUACGGCGACUUGAUCGAGUCUCAGACCGAUAUUUCGGAAACUACCCGCAGCGCCUCUGUCGUGUAUGGGAAAAGCGUUGAGGCCGAGGAGGCGUACAGGAACGGUUGCCAGUACCUUCUUGGUCAGUUUGGGCCUCCGUUCGCUACGCUAAGGCUUGAUUUCUCCCCAAUCGUGCCUUCACCGUCUCCUCCCGCUUCGAAACCUCCGCUCCGAGAUAUUCGGAAGAACCUCGAGGACAUGAUUUCGUCCCGGCGCUCGGCUUUGAACAAGGCGACCUCGUCGGCAGACGCCCAGCUGGACCCUGUUCCAGAUAAGCUUCUGGGGGAGAUGCAGGGGCUGUUGGCAAAAGUCGACAGGAUGCUUACCAGGCCUCAUGCUAAUGCUCCUUAGCCCUGCCAAUCUGGAGGGUUGUGGCUGUAACCUAUUCGGUAGUUAGGCAACUUUGGUGUCUGCUCUGUUAGCUGUGAAUGGCGGGGCUUGUUUUGUGGCUGCUUCGUGUACUAUAUAUAUGCCAAUAAGGUCGCAGCUUCUUUUCGUGCCCCUGAUUUUGAUGUUAUGUUAGUAGUAUGGCAUUGCCAUUUUGUCAGAGCUGUUGGAGUUUGCACCGGAACCCUAAAGUGCACUUGUGCUGUAGUGCUUGAAAC
This is a messenger RNA of Zea mays, 2349 nucleotides long. RefSeq lists its product as uncharacterized. NCBI's taxonomy places the organism in Eukaryota, Viridiplantae, Streptophyta, Magnoliopsida, Poales, Poaceae. Bases 101 to 2095 code for a protein of 664 amino acids. The record is from RefSeq and is marked validated. The transcript has a single exon.